Molecule: messenger RNA, 933 nt
Organism: Eublepharis macularius
Lineage: Eukaryota; Metazoa; Chordata; Lepidosauria; Squamata; Eublepharidae
Gene: EFCAB2
Product: EF-hand calcium binding domain 2
Exons: 7
Coding region: 224-760 (178 amino acids)
Molecular function (GO): calcium ion binding
Source: RefSeq, a predicted model, not a curated record
UCCUUCUAACAAAUUUUCCUACGCUGAUGGAAAUUUCCUUUAACUUUCGACCAUAUAGUAAAGGGGAAAAGGACACGAGAAAGCCAAGCCCGAAGGAAAGAGAAAUCAGCUUCUUCUAAUCGGGCUACGCUGCUUGAGACAGGCAGAAUCGGAGUGUUUGCCGCCAAAUCAGGUAGCUGGACGAAGAGGCCCGAGGAGGAGCUGACUGGGCUACAGCGAGCGCAUGCCCUCGCAUUUCCAGGGCAACCAUUGUAGAAACAGCAUGGCGACCGAAGAGAAAGAAGGAGCCGCUGCGGAAUCUAUAAUAGCAGAGACCCAGAAGAAGAUCACUGAUGCUUUUGAGGUGUUUGAUCAUGAGUGCAAUAAAACUGUGGAUGUCAGAGAGAUUGGCACAAUUAUAAGGUCACUAGGUUGCUGUCCAAGUGAAGGGGAUCUACAUGAUAUGCUUGCAGAGGUAGAAGAAGAAGAACCAACUGGUUUUAUUCGUCUGGAAAAAUUUCUUCCUAUGAUGACUAGAGUAUUACUGGAAAGAAGAUACCGACCAAUUCCAGAAGAUAUUCUUUUACGUGCAUUUGAGGUUUUAGAUCAAAAUAAAUGUGGACAUCUUACCAAAGAAGAAUUGGUGAAGUACAUGACUGAAGAAGGUGAACCUUUUACACAGGAAGAAAUGGAGGAAAUGCUCUCUGCUGCUGUAGAUCCAGAAACAAAUACUGUGCGCUACAAAGAUUAUAUUACAAUGAUGGUUGUGGAUGAAAGCUAAGCAUUUCAUAAUGUAUAAGUCUGAACCUUCUGCCUGUUGCAUGUAAACUAAUUUUCACUAGAGUUAUGCUGUAUUUGCUAUGUGAUUGCUGCAUAGUCAGACUUUUAAAGGCUAAUGUUGAAAUCAUUUAUCUGUGGAAAUAUUGUCCUUUUUCCUUAGUAAAUAAAAGAUUU